GCAUUGAAUUUCUGUGGUAUGUGGACAAAAAUGGCCAUGCUAAGUAACUGUCAGAUCAGAAUCCUGCAGGCUACAGGUUUGGUGGUAAUACAGUGACCACUUCCACUUUGUAAGCCAUGAAGUUUCAUAAUCGCAACACUAACUAUACAUUCAAUUCCCUGCUUUAGUGAACAUGUUGAAGUGCAUUUGCAGUGUCUUCCAGCACCAGUCUGUUAUGACCUGCGUGAGAUUAAGGGAGGCAUGCUGUAAGCGCAUGACCGCUGGAGGUCUCUGUUUCAGAGAGAGAGGGCGGUAAAAAGGAGGCGAACCCUUAGAGAAACCGGCUGAGGGAACGAGCCGGAAUUCAUUCGCCGCUUCGGCGUCCAAGAGCACAAAUACUGUCCCUGUCCUUUAAGCGUUCUUUACUGAAGGCUAACCGACCCCUGUAGGCUGUUUGACACGUACUGGUGUGGAAUGUGCCGGCAGUCUUCAGUCGCCUGACGCGCGUGCACGUCCCGAGCUCGCUGCUCGUUGCCCGCGCGCGUGUGCGCUCGAGAGAGAGAGACAGCGGCGAAGAACGGCAGAGAGAACUGCUGCAGUUCGGCUGUUCACCUGCACAAACGGCCUCCUUCAGUUCUCGACAUGGCCUCUGAGCAAGAGACCAUCCGACGCCGAAUGUUGGAGCUUCUCGACAGAGCAGGAAACGGGGUCUGCGCGGACUGCGGCGCUCCAGGCCCGGAGUGGGCGUCCUUCACCUUGGGCGUCUUUGUGUGUCAGAGCUGCUCAGGCAUCCACCGCAACAUCCCUCAGAUCAGCCGGGUCAAGUCCAUCUUCCUCGACCCCUGGGAGAACUCUGAGGUCGAAUUCAUGGCCUCCACCGGCAACAGCGCUGCCAAAGCCAAGUACGAACAGAAGGUGCCGGCAUUCUAUUACUGCCCGACACACACAGACUGCCAGCUGCUGCGAGAACAGUGGAUUCGAGCCAGAUACGAAAGGAAUGAGUUCAUAUACGUGGAGAGACAGGAGCCGUAUUCGGCAGGCUACAGGGAAGGGUUUCUAUGGAAACGUGGGCGAGACAACGGUCAGUUCCUGAGUCGAAAAUUUAUUCUGUCCGAACGGGAGGGAGCGCUGAAAUACUUCAACAAGCAUGACGCCAGAGAGCCCAAGGCCUCGAUGAAGAUACAAACCAUCAACGCCACCUUCCAGCCUACAAAGAUUGGCAACCCUCAUGGACUCCAGAUAACCUACCUGAAGGACAACAGUACCAGGAACAUCUUUGUGUACCACGAAGAUGGGAAGGAAAUGGUUGACUGGUUCAAUGCCAUAAGAGCUGCUAGAUUCCAUUACUUACAAGUUGCUUUUCCUGGAGCCCAUGAUGUUGAUCUGGUGUCCAAACUAACGAGGAACUAUAUUAAAGAGGGCUACAUGGAGAAGACUGGUCCAAAGCAUACGGAAGGUUUUAAGAAGCGCUGGUUUACUUUGGAUGACAGGAGACUCAUGUACUUCAAAGACCCUUUGGAUGCGUAUGCGCGAGGAGAAGUGUUCAUCGGCAGUAAGGAGAGUGGAUACACAGUCUUACCAGGCCUGCCCUCCUCCACCCAGGGCUACCACUGGCAGUUUGGCAUCACCAUAGUGACACCAGACAGAAAGUUCCUGUUUGCCUGUGAGACAGAGGAGGAGCAGAAGGAGUGGAUAGCCGUGUUUCAGGGCGUGGUCAACAGACCUAUGUUACCUCAGGAGUAUGCAGUGGAGGCCCACUUUAAGCAUAAGCCAUGAGAGAAGCUGGGGGAGAGAGAGCUCUGUACUGGUGCCGGACUCAGAGCAGCUACGGAAGCCCUCAGGGGACACACAGCACCAGAGCCUAUCGCAAGGGGCAUGGAGAGACACCGCAGGCCAAGACAGCAGGCCAAGAACACCCGUCCGUGCCGACUCUGCGACUGUGCCAACUUUGUGCUUUAAAAUACUGUUCAUAAACAUCCACCCAGCCAUCUCUCUGCAUCGUCCAGUGCCAUUGUGUAAAUGACCAUUCUUUACUCCUUUAUAGCAAAGAUGUCGUUUGAUGGUGACAUUAAGUAAAAGGGAGAUAGAAAUCGAUCACACGGCGCAGGUCAGUAGAAUGUAUUGCUGCUGUUGGCACUUUGACCUGAGAAUGUAUGAUUCCUUGAAGUAGCCCCUUAUAGCCUGAGAGACAUGUGCAUAACUACUAGGUAAAUGUGUCAAAUGUAACUCCAGUUAUUUAUUUAUUUAUUUGUUUGUCUUACUGUGUUGAGCUGAGAGUCAGGUAUACUUGUGUGAAUAUCAAAGGACGACAUUUGAAGAGAAAUUUUGUUUAACAGUGGCCAUGUAAUCAAUCAGCUAUAAAUUCACUUGCUGAGCUUUGAGGACGUUCCGCGCAUAAAAAAUAUUUUAAAGAAAAAUGCCCUUGGUGUAUGUAUUGUUAUGGACAAAUCUUCCAAUAACACAGUUCUCAUGAAAUUGCAAACAUCUCCCAGUAGAGUGCACUGCUGUUAUAGGUGUU
This is a messenger RNA of Colossoma macropomum (tambaqui), 2497 nucleotides long. RefSeq names its product arf-GAP with dual PH domain-containing protein 1. The transcript has 11 exons. Gene Ontology annotation, molecular function: GTPase activator activity; phosphatidylinositol bisphosphate binding. Gene Ontology annotation, cellular component: plasma membrane; intracellular membrane-bounded organelle. Lineage: Eukaryota; Metazoa; Chordata; Actinopteri; Characiformes; Serrasalmidae. Gene Ontology annotation, biological process: positive regulation of GTPase activity. Bases 622 to 1755 code for a protein of 377 amino acids. The record is from RefSeq and is a predicted model, not a curated record.